Erigeron canadensis is the source of this 387-nucleotide messenger RNA. RefSeq names its product 21 kDa protein-like. Lineage: Eukaryota; Viridiplantae; Streptophyta; Magnoliopsida; Asterales; Asteraceae. The record is from RefSeq and is a predicted model, not a curated record. The coding region runs from base 1 to 387 and encodes 128 amino acids. The transcript is spliced from 2 exons. Gene Ontology annotation, molecular function: enzyme inhibitor activity. Gene Ontology annotation, biological process: negative regulation of catalytic activity.
AUGACAGUUAGUAGGACCAUAUUCCAUUCGGCUCAAACUUACUUACAAAAGCUUACAAGAUCCAAUGGGUUGAACCCUGGUGAGCAUUCCGCGGUUGGAGACUAUUUAGAGGACGUUAAUGAUAGUGUGGACCGGGUCAAAAACUCAAUCAGUGAACUAAAGAAUGCGGAUCGGGUUAAGGGUCAGGAGUUUGUAAUGCUUAUGAGUAAUGUGAAGACAUGGGUCAGUUCAGCUUUGACUAACGAGGAUACUUGUAUGGAUGGGUCUUCGGGUCAAGCUAGGGAUGGCCCGGUCAAGAAGUUGGUUAGGGCCCUGAUCACUGAUGUUGGACAUGUUACUAGUAAUGCUCUGGCAAUAAUAAACCAUUUUGUUGAAAAGCAUAGUUAA